AUGGAUGUUGCUUCAAUAUGUUCUUUGCCUCCAAUCGAGAGAAUAAUGUCCUCUAGCGCGUCUUUUCCAAAAACAAGUACAGCUUCAAAUACAAAUUCGGUCGAAUCACCUAAAAAUAAGAGCACUUUGCCUUCAAUCUCGUCGCUUUUACAUCCCAUAUCAAAACCUUCUGAAAAAUCAUCUAAGCAACAAGAUAAUCCUACCGCGUUAAGCCAACCUUAUUUACAAUCUAAGCUUAAUUCUGUCGAUAAGAAUUCCGCUAGUAAUUCACCUUCGCUAUUAAAUCUUCGUUCCUUAUCCUUGGAAUCUCCGCAACCUACUCAUUUACACCCUAGCCCUCCCCCUACCACUCCAAGUUUGAGUAGAUCCAAUUCGAACCUUCAUGUCGAGCAAAGUAGAUCGCCAAACAUUCAUUCUUCAUUGAAUGCACUUACCUCGGAACAUAGACCUUCGCCACCAGAGUCAGUCGCUCCAUAUCCAGAUAGUUCGUUUACACCUUCACCAACUUAUCAGCAAUCCCAAUGGCAGCAGAGUCAACAACACUCAUCUUCAACCGAAGGCGAUGCCACACAAAUGUCACCAUCAAAGCAACAACUCGGUAUGCCUUCGAGAGAUGAUUCCAAGCAGAGUUCCACAUUACAAUUGCAACAGCAGAACAUGCAAUAUAAUGCCGCUAUAGCGUCCAAUGGAUUUCCUUCAGAGUAUCAUCACUAUCGUGCUUCCUUUGAAAAGGACGUUUACCAAUCUGUUAAUCGAGGGAAUGAAAAGACAAUGGCCGACUUGAAAAAGAUAAUUGACCAUUGUGCCCUUAUUAGUCAAUUCGCCGCCCAGUAUGGUGAAAUACGUAGUCGCAUUGGCAAUCAUCGACCAGAUGUCUGGCCGAUGCAACCAGCAGCCCCCCUUCCGUCGGAAGCGCACGUUACCGAAAUGAUUAAUAAAGCUUUUGAGGUUCUUUACGUGUUAAAUGCUUUGAAAGAUGAGACGAAUCGUCGUGGCCCGACUGAAAUUGAUCUAAUUAGAAACAAAAGAACGAGUGCGGGUAUUUCUCCGGCACGUCCAAAGUAUCGAAAAAGAACGAAAAGACCAGCCCCCCCAGGAAGGUGUCAUUCAUGUAACAUUCAAGAGACACCUGAAUGGCGACGAGGACCAGAUGGGGCAAGAACGUUAUGUAACGCGUGUGGAUUGCAUUUUGCGAAAUUAACACGUAAGCGUGCGCAAAUUGCAAUUCAAGAGCAACAGCAACGUUUAGCACAACAGAGAACCGUUUUACAUCAUCCUUACUCGUCUCCGUAUUUACAAAUGUCAAGUCAAAGACAUUACCCUGGGUUCCCGCAGCAUACCAUUGCUCAAAGCGGAAGCCAAUUUAUAAAUACUACGACGGCAUCUCUUCCCAGGGGUCCACAGGUCGACUACUCAAAGCACGAUACGAAUUGA
Molecule: messenger RNA, 1434 nt
Organism: Funneliformis caledonium
Lineage: Eukaryota; Fungi; Glomeromycota; Glomeromycetes; Glomerales; Glomeraceae
Source: the annotation of a GenBank genome assembly